CUACGUGGCUAGUGCCAACAGAGAUGUUUAGUAUUUGUAGUUGUAGGGCACACGGGGUAGGGAAAUGGGUGAGCCCUAAUACCUCACGUAUAAAAGUCUUUAGGGAAAAUAAAGUUUUGUUUGUAGUGCCCUUUUGUGUAUUAUUUCUUUAUAGGUUAUAACAGUGACCAAUUUUAGUCUUCCUGACGCACUCACUUAAAGCCUUACUGUCAUCCGUCACGCAGUGGGUCUGCCAAGCGCACUAUUUCAACUUUGACCCCGGACUUGGAAUCCGGAACUUACAAAGUGUAAUCUAACGAUGGCAGAUUGGAAUAGAGGUCAGAACUCAAGUGCAAUGGAUGAGGUGUUGGAUGCAGAAAACAAGCGUAUGACAGACAAUCUAGCAAACAAAGCAUCCAGACUCAAGCUGCUUGCGUUGGAUAUUGAUCGUGAGACAGAUACCCAGAAUAGGUACUUGAUAGAUGGCAUGGACUCUGAUUUCUCGAGUGUCACUGGAUUGUUGACAGGCAGUGUGAAGAGGUUUUCUGGUAUGGUGAAAUCAGGAAGAGACAACCGGAAACUCCUGUGUUACAUUUCCAUUGGUGUGGUGGUACUUUUCUUUAUCUUGUAUUUCCUGGUCUCUCACGCACAUACUUGAGAAAUGGAUUUAGUUAAAUGGCCUCGCAGAAGAAUCUUUCCUUUACGAAGGUAGCAAAUCCAUUUGGGAUUGCCCACUUCAAGAUCUACUUAACAACAACCCUGAUGCCAGUAACUGGCUUUACAGAAGUUAGAAACUUUGGGGGAGGACAUCCUUUCAUUAUUUUUUUCACAUUUUUAUAGAAAAAUUCUUAACAAAAACUUUGAUCUUUGUAAAGACUGAGAAGAAUUGUACUUUUUUUGUAUUCAUUGUGACAGUUGCUUUGAUUUAGCUGCAGUCCAAACUCUUCUGAUAGUGGCUAAUACCAGACAUGAGAAACCCAUUGCUGCUGUUUAGUAGUUUAGGGUGCAAAUAUAUUGUCCUUUAUGUGACUCUUGCAGUUAAGCUCCAUUCUGUUUACUUUCAGUUCCAUCUUGGGCUCAAGAGAUGUAAAAUUAAUAAUUUGUAAUUUCCAAGCAUUUAAAGGAACAGCAGCAGACCGUUUCUUACCAGACAAAUGACACAUUCUGUCACUUCCAUUGCAUGUGCGGACAUGAUUGCUCAUCUGUAUUUACUUUCUAAUAAGUUCACAGGCAUGAUAAGCUAACAGUGACUCAAGCAGACUUCAGGAAGGUAUGUUUAGCAUACAGUAGUAUGGAAAUGCCAUGUUAACUAUACACCUGUCUGUUUUUUUAAGUAGUGGGUGUUUUAAUGACAGUCAUGGUAUAGUUGAAAAUGGACUGCACCCCUUUUCUUUUUAAAUUUAAUCUAGAGCUUUGUUGUAGCUUAUCUUUUGUUGUAAGAUCUCUGUUAAGAAUUUUACAGCUUGGUUUCCCAACUGAUUUAAAUAGUGAUUAAGUUAAUUUCCCUGUAGCACAGGUUUUAAACUGUGAAUGCUGCCCCCCCCCAAAAAAAAAAGGCCUGUGCUGAUUUUCUUGAUCUCUGUCUCUGCCUCAUAUGUAUUUUCCACAGCAAGAGAGACAUUUUAUAUGUAUAUAUUGAAAUGACCGUAUGUGUUUUCCACUAAAUGUAAUGUCACUCUUCUUUAAACCCAGCUGCUUUUUACAUAUAAAUAAAUAGCAUUAAAUUGACUAGCAGUAGGCAAGCUACAAAUUAUGUGGUUGUGCCCUGUAAUGUGCACUUUAA
Messenger RNA from Protopterus annectens (West African lungfish), 1762 nucleotides. RefSeq names its product Bet1 golgi vesicular membrane trafficking protein like (gene BET1L). The transcript is spliced from 4 exons. NCBI's taxonomy places the organism in Eukaryota, Metazoa, Chordata, Ceratodontiformes, Protopteridae. Bases 299 to 637 code for a protein of 112 amino acids. The record is from RefSeq and is a predicted model, not a curated record. Gene Ontology annotation, cellular component: SNARE complex; Golgi trans cisterna. Gene Ontology annotation, biological process: regulation of retrograde vesicle-mediated transport, Golgi to ER; retrograde transport, endosome to Golgi. Gene Ontology annotation, molecular function: SNAP receptor activity.